GCAACCUCGCUCUCCCUUGGUGGCUGCGCGUCCGGCUCAGACCCCGAGACUGGCUGGGGAAGCAGAGCUCGUAGCCCGGGUCGGUACGGGGGAAGCCGAACGAGGACAAAGGCGGGAGGGUGGCCGCGGCGGCUGCGCUCCCCGCGGGCGCCCUCGAGAUGUUCUCGCGGAGGGGUCAUGUGGAUGUCAAGAAGUCUGCGCAGAAGGCGCUGGACCCGCGAAAGGACCCGCUGACUCGCCUCAAGCACCUUCGGGUUUUGAUGGAUGCUGUGGAUGGAAGUGAACUCAAACAGUUCUUUGAGAUCAACUAUUCUCAAAUUUAUUUUAUCUUCUAUGAAAAUUUUGUAACAGUGGAAACCAGCUUGAAACAAAAAGGAAAUAAAUCUCAAAGGGAAGAGUUGGAUUCCAUUCUUUUUCUUUUUGAAAGAAUACUGCAAUUAUUACCUGAAAGAAUUUUCUAUCGAUGGCAUUUUCAUAGCAUAGGGUCAGUUUUGAAGAAACUUUUGCACACUGGAAACUGCCUUAAGAUAAGAUGUGAAGGGAUACGAUUAUUUCUACUCUGGCUGCAAGCUCUCCAGACUAAUUGUGCAGAAGAACAACUGUUAAUUUUUGCUUGUCUCGUGCCUGGUUUUCCUGCAGUGAUAUCUUCAAAAGGUCCAUGCACAUUGGAUACCCUUAUUAGCCCUCCUUCCAGUCUUCCAAAUGUGAAAAUCUAUCCUGAGGAUAUAAUGCCACUUAUACCACAUGCUACUGGUGAAAAGAUUGAAGGCCCAACUUGCUACUUUCUUCAGAUACUCUUAAAAUAUAUGGUAAUUCAGGCUGCAAGGUUGGAAUGGAAGAAUAAGGAGAACCUUGACACAGGAUUUAAGUUUCUCUUUGCCUUGUUCAGAAAGUAUUAUCUUCCUCAUUUAUUCCCCUCUUUUAUAAAACUAACCAACCUCUACAAUCCUGUGCUUGAGAUCCCUGGCCUGCGAACCAAAUCAGUAUGUGUUAAUACAACUUGUGACAAUGGAAAUUUUUAUAGUACAAAAAUUCCAUACUUGGAUGCUCGUGUAACUUUUAUUAAAUGGCUUUUAAACUUUUUUCUGGAAAAGAAAUACCUUACAGCAACACAAACUUUCAAAAAUGGUGUGGAAGUUCUGCCCAGAAUCAUUCAAGCAGUGGGUAGUACAGUGCAAGAUAAAAAUCCUGAAGUGGAAAACAGUGUCCCAUCAGAGCAGGAAAAAAAUCAUAUCAACCACAGCGUGAUACUCAGUAAUUCCAGUUUUUGCAGCAUUGAAGAGCAGCACUGGCCUGCAUAUGAGAUGGUGCAGCAAAUACUUUUGUCUACAAGAGAUUAUGUGAAUUUUGUUAAUGAAGUAUUUCAUCAGGCUUUUUUGCUGCCACCAUCAGAGAUAUCCUUAACUGAAAAGGUUGUGAAAGUUUAUAGGAAAUGGAUACUACAAGAGAAACCUGCAUUCAUGGAAGAACCAGAUACAAAGGAGACUAUUCAAGAUGAUGAUGGCAUCAUAGAACACUCAACAGCAGAGACAGAUGGCAAACAUCUUGUGUCUGGACAUAAAAGAUCCUCAAGUUGGGGAAGAAGUUACUCCUUCUCUAGUGCUGUUACCAGAGGAUGCUUAUUAGAAGAUGAAAACGAGAAUGUUAAGGCAGGCCUUCAACCUACACUGCAGGUAUUCUUGACCAACUCUGCAAACGUAUUUUUAUUGGAACCAUGCAGUGAAGCACCUGAACUACUUAAAGAGCAAAUAAAUGCUUGCAGAGCAGUUUUGAGUAUAUAUAGGCGCAUGAUAAUGGAACUUCCAAUGAAUAAAAAGACCUGGGAGCAUAUGUUGCAAAUACUUCUUAGCAUAACAGAAGCUGUCAUGAGCAACUCCAAAGAUGAUCAAAUAAAGGAUGCAUUUGGUCAAUAUCUAGCUGGAUUAUUAUUCCGGACUCUCAUUGUGGCUUGGAUCCGAGCAAACUUGAGUGUUUAUAUUUCUCGUGAGCUCUGGGACGAAUUGCUCCGUGUGCUGUCAUCCCUUACAGAUUGGGAAGAGCUAAUAACGGAAUGGGCUAAUAUAAUGGAUUCUUUAACAUCUGUUUUAGCAAGAACAGUGUAUGGUGUUGAAAUGACCAACUUGCCACUAGAUAAGCUAAGUGAGCAAAAAGAGAAAAUACAAAAAGGAAGAGGUGGCGUUUUGGAACUUCAGAAAGGAACUGCAAUUGGAAGAUCAUUUUCUUUAAGCUGGAGAGAUCAUCCUGACGUUAUGGAACCAAUGAGAUUUAGGAGUGCUACCACCUCAGGAGUUCCAGGAAUUGAGAAAGCGAGGAAUAUAGUGCGUCAGAGAACAGCCAAGCGAAGCCAAUCUAUCAACAACUGUGCUCGUCUCUGUGAGGCUUUGCCAACCACUAAAAGUGUGCCUCUUCUCCUUCAUACUGUGAGCUCUCUCUUGCCUGAUAUCUCUUACACUUCUUACUCUUGCACUUUUUCAGAAAGUGAACAAUAUGAACUAUCAGAAAAUGGAUCAGAAAUUGUGAAUCAGCAGCCAGUAAACGUAUCAGGAACAGAAUAUAACAGUCCUUUUUCGGACCAGGAUCAAUUAACUCGAAGCAGUAGUACCUCUGAUAUUAGAGACCAAUGCAAUUCUGAUAUUUUCCAAGUUAGAAAAACAGAAAGUUCACAAAAUUUAACUUCAGGAUCCAGAUCUGUUCAAAAAAGUGAGGAGACCAUGAGCAAGGAAAGUACAAUACAACAAGCAGGCAACACUCCAUCUGAAUUAAAUCUCAAGACAGAUAUGCAGCAGUCACAUGGAAAUCAGAGAGAGAAAGAAAAGCAUGAAAGUAUUAGCACUGAUACUUCUAUUGGAUACAGCAAUGAAAUGGGCACGAGUUUGGCUCCUUGGCAAACAUGUGAAGAAAAUAAUGAUAUCUGCAUGCAAGCUGACAUUUCUCUUGAUCCAGAUGCCCAUCAGUGGUUGCAUCUGAAUCCUUCACAGGCCACCAAUUUAUCAGACAGCAGUGAGUUCCUUGCUGAUGAUUGUAGCAUAAUUGCUGGGGGAAAACUUACUGGAUGGCAUCCUGACUCUGCAGCUGUGUUAUGGAGAAGAACAUUAGGAAUUCUUGGAGAUGUGAACAGUAUCCAGUCUCCUAAAAUACAUGCCAGAGUUGUUGAAUAUCUCUUUGAGUUAUGGUACAAAUUAGCAAAGAUACGAGACAAUCUGGCAAUCAGUCUGGAUAACCAGUCUACUCCCUCCCCUCCUAUUUUAAUUCCACCACUUAGAAUAUUUGCAUCAUGGUUGUUCAAGGCUACAACUUUACCAGAUGAAUAUAAAGAAGGAAAGAUCCAUGCCUACAAACUGAUAUGUGCUAUGAUGACAAGGCGCCAAGAUUUUAUGCCAAAUCCUGACUACCUGGUGCAUUUUUAUCUUGUCAUGCACAUUGGCUUAACUAAUAAAGAUCAGGAUGUUUUAAACACUAUCAUAAAACACUGCUCCCCAUUCUUUUUCUUCUUGGGCUUACCUGGCUUUACAUUGCUAAUAAGAGACUUCGUAACAGCUGCAACCAGAGUUCUGAGUACAAACAUGUUGGAGGCUCCCCGCUUAGAAGCAAAUACUAUUCUUGGAUCUCUGAUUUGCUUUCCUAAUAUUUACCAAGACAUCUCAUUGUUACCAUCUGUUGCUGAAGCAGAAAUCACAACAGGAACUGCAGAUGUCAAAGAAGAUCUGUCCACAAAGAGGAAAGCAAUUGGCCAUUGCUUUCCUGGAACAGAAAGAUGGGAGAGCGCAGCAACAGGGGAACAACAUAAGGAAUUUUGCCUCAUAAAUAUUCUUUUGAAGAAUGCCACAGAUGAACCAAGUGAAACUUCAAGGUGUUUAGCCCUCUGCUGUCUUGGACUUUGGAUAUGUGAAGAACUUGAACACUGUACAAACCAUCCUCAAGUAAAAGAUGCAAUAAAUGUUUUUGGUGUGACACUAAAGUUUUCUAACAAGCAGAUUGCACAGGCAGCAUGUGAUAUCUUUCAGUUAUUGACAUCUUACUGGGAAAAACUACAGAAAUACAACAUUUCUCUACCGCAAAAAAUUAUUGAAAUCCUUGUUGCCACUAUUGCAUUUCUGUUACCAAGUGCAGAAUACUCCUCUGUGGAAAGUGAUAAAAAGUUUAUAGUUUCAUUAUUACUUUGCUUAUUGGACUGGUGCAUGGCGUUGCCAGUGAAGAUACUGUUGGAGCCUGUAUUUACUUCCAGUUUUGAAAAUCAACAUUCUUCUAAUACUCCAUUGCUUGAUUAUAUUUAUAGGAUCCUGAACUGUUGUGUUUAUGGUUCAAGUCUUUACACACAGCAAAGCCAUUAUCUUUUAACUCUUGCAGACCUCUCCAGUGAGAUCUAUGAUCCCUUUAUGCCCCUAGGAAAUGUUAGGAAUUCUGAACUGAUUCCGUUUCAGUCUUCUGCAGACCUGAAUAAUUUGCUCACUGUUGCUGAAGAAAUGAAGAGGAGGAGCUUGGAGUUAAUACCACUGACAGCACGAAUGAUUAUGGCACAUCUAGUAAACAAUUUGGGCCAUUAUCCUCUGACUGAAGGACCUGCUGUUUUACAUAGUCUUAUUAGUGAAAAUCACAACAAUUCUUGUAUGGAAUCUUCUGAACUCUCACCUGAAGUCUUCAGAAGCCCCAAUUUACAGCUCUUUGAAUUUAAUGACAAUACUGUCAUUUCUUACCUACAAAUUCCUUCAAAAAAGGGGAUAAAUGAUGAACUGGAAGAAUCUUUUUCAGAAGUAAGAGUAAUUGUUAGGGAUAUCUCAGGAAAGUAUUCAUGGGACGGACAAUUGAUGCAUGGACCAUUAGCUACUUGUUCAUUAAAUCAGAAGAACAGAAAAUUCUCUGCAGUUAUGGAAAAAAAUAAACAGAACUUUGAGACUCCAGCUGAUUUCAUUCAGAUAGAUGAGGGAGAAGAUGCUCUUGAUAAGUUGCUAGAAAGGAUUGGCAGUAGUAGUCCUGAGUGCCUUUUACACCCACAAGUAAAAUUAAAUGAGCCAUCCCCAUUCCCAUCUGCCAUGAGUCAUGAUCAAGUUACUGACAUCAUUGAAGCAGUAAUGCAGCAGAGUUGCACAGAAAAUGAAUAUGCUCAUGGAUACAAUCUGAAUCAUAAUACAAAAAAUGAAAGUCAGAAGAUGCCAAGAUCUGCUCUGCUGCAGUCAUCAUUUCAUUUAUGUAGGCUCUUGCUAAAUGACUUAGGAAUGAAUUCUUGGGAAAAAAGAAAAUGUUUUAAUAUUUUGAAGAAAAAUUCUAAAUUGUUGAGAGAGCUGAAAAAUUUGGACUCAAGACAAUGUCGUGAAACUCACAAGAUUGCAGUAGUUUACAUUGCUGAAGGACAAGAAGAUAAAUGCUCAAUAUUGUCCAAUCCACAAGGAAGCCAAGCAUAUGAAGAUUUUAUUGCUGGAUUGGGUUGGGAGGUUGAUCUUUCAACUCACUGUGGAUUUAUGGGUGGCCUUCAACGUAAUGGUAGCACAGGACAAACAGCCCCAUAUUAUGCUACUUCAACUGUGGAAGUAAUUUUUCAUGUAUCCACACGAAUGCCAUCUGACUCAGAUGACUCACUGACCAAAAAGGUAAAAUGUACCUAAAUAUCAAAUAAUAUAAUGUAUGUUGUCUUUUCAAAAGUGUUUGUUGUGUCUUAG
Molecule: messenger RNA, 5654 nt
Organism: Python bivittatus (Burmese python)
Lineage: Eukaryota; Metazoa; Chordata; Lepidosauria; Squamata; Pythonidae
Source: RefSeq, a predicted model, not a curated record